Molecule: messenger RNA, 1554 nt
Organism: Acanthopagrus latus (yellowfin seabream)
Lineage: Eukaryota; Metazoa; Chordata; Actinopteri; Spariformes; Sparidae
Gene: nat14
Product: N-acetyltransferase 14 (GCN5-related, putative)
Exons: 4
Coding region: 378-1208 (276 amino acids)
Molecular function (GO): N-acetyltransferase activity
Source: RefSeq, a predicted model, not a curated record
GCAAGAGCUGGUGGGGGUCUGCAUGUGUGAGGGGCAGGCAGACCACAGCACUCCGUAAUAACCAUAUAAGGAUCUGAACAGGGUCUUUUCGCUUUCGACUGUCCCUUUGAUGAUGAUGAUGGUGAUGAUCAGUGUUGAACGUGCGGAUGAAAAAAGCGAGAAUGGCGUGCACGACACGAGCACGGAGUGAUGGUGACACAUGCCAAAUCCUGUGUAAUCCCCAUCUGUCUUUGUUGUUGCGACGUUAGCUUGCAACUACUUGCUCACUGUUGGCGAAACCUACUGUAUUGCAUAAUGGUCCCUGUGCACACAGAGUGGAUGGUGGAGCUCGCACCAGAGCAAACGGUCUCACUGUUGGAGCAUAAAAAAGCCUGAACAUGGUGAAGCUGGAGCUGGAUCAGGUGGUGAUGAGGAGGAUGAAGGAGGACGACAUAGAGGUGGUCAAAGCCCUCAUCAAGGAAGGCAGUGAGGGCACAGAGAACCGUCUCAUCCUCCACAUCCUCACUCGUCCACUCUGCCUCUUCAUCCUGGCUGUCUUGUCCUCGAUCCUGCGCUGCCUUGUCCAUUCCUUCAUCCUGGCGCUUGCUAUUCCCGUCUUCCUGCUAAUUGUCUUUCUCAAGAUCACCAUGCCUCGGUCCACUGGGGUUCUGGGCAGCAGCCGCCCCUACUGGGACUACCUGGGAAGCAGCUACAGAGGGACACAGGACGAGACGCUGCAGAAUCCCUACUGCAGGAUCAGUGGCAAGACACCGGUGACGAAAAGGCCAAAGCGCAGAAUCAGCCCCAAAGAAAAGGACAAAGAAGUGUCAACAGAGAAGAUCACACCAGAGAGGGAGCAGACAGCGGGGCAGGUCUGGCUGGCAGAAUGCGAUUUUGACAUCAUCGGCUGCAUCUUCCGGGAAAACGAGAGUCGAGCGGGUAUCAGGAGGAUCUGCAGGGUGGUGACGGGCUGCUGGUACCGCAGGGAGGGCUUGGGCCGGCUGCUGGUCCAGAGUCUGGAGCAGAGAGAGAGGGAGACUGGCGCCCACAGGGUGUACGCACACGUCCCCUUCCCCUCCAAGGUGGGGGAGGUCUUCUUCAGGAAGCUGGGCUAUCGGCUACUCGGGGAAGGGACUAAUAAUGAAGACGAUGAGGAGAGGAACCUGGAGACUCCAGAGAGAGGAUUUCUGGGAUACCCCCUCACUAAGGUGUUUUACAAAGACCUGUGAUGGAUGGAUGAUGGACCCAGUGUCCCAAGGUGUCCCAGCCUGUCUGAAGGCAAAGACGACUGUGGAUCUCUGCUGAAGGUGACUGUGUCAUUGCAGCAAAUGUUUGACGAAUGGUUUCGGUUAAUAAUUUAUUGAAUAUUUGUUUAAUUUAUACCAGUAUUUAUUUAUGCCAUGUGUUGUUAUUUGUUUUAAGUAUAUAUUUGUCUUUUUUCAUAAUUUAAAGUACCAUCUGCCCAUUUUCAUAAGGACAAUACUUCGUUAUUUAAUAACUCAAAAAUGACAUGAACCUUCAGAUGUGCUGUUCUCUCGUCAUUUGUAACGAAAUAAAAUAUUUAUUUAAAAUGUG